This is a messenger RNA of Penicillium lagena, 393 nucleotides long. RefSeq lists its product as uncharacterized. The transcript has a single exon. The record is from RefSeq and is a predicted model, not a curated record. Bases 1 to 393 code for a protein of 130 amino acids. Lineage: Eukaryota; Fungi; Ascomycota; Eurotiomycetes; Eurotiales; Aspergillaceae.
AUGGUCACGAAAUUUACGAGCCCAGGCUGGAAUGCCAGGCAUCCAGCAACAAAAGACCCCAAGCAGGAUGCACGAAGCGGGGACCUCAGGAUCCGAAGUACAGGACACAGGGAUGGGCGUCCCGAUCCGAAGAUCCUCUGGUCAGCAGUCCCCGACGACCUAAUACGGUAUUGUGCUGGCUCGAGUGGUGCUGGCUGCUGUCACACCGUCCCGGUCGAUCAGUGCAUCGGCCAACGAAUUCCUCCGGAAUCCUUCGUCUCGUCCCAUCCGUCCGGGCUCUGGGUAUUUGAGAUUCUCCCCCGACACAACGGUUCACGCCAGAUGCCUAAUAGUCAGAUGGGGCGCCAGCGAUCCGUGCGGGAUUCACGCGCUGCGCAGAUCAACCCAGACUAA